Messenger RNA from Lycium ferocissimum, 321 nucleotides. RefSeq lists its product as uncharacterized. The transcript has 3 exons. Lineage: Eukaryota; Viridiplantae; Streptophyta; Magnoliopsida; Solanales; Solanaceae. The record is from RefSeq and is a predicted model, not a curated record. Bases 1 to 321 code for a protein of 106 amino acids.
AUGAUUGCUCAAGUGCUACUUAAAGAUGUUGCUGAAACCCCAUGGAUCCCCAUCAAAGAUUGCAUUAUAAACGUUAAGCAGGAGGGCUCUUUCAAGACGUUGCCGAGGUAUAUGGCAGCUCUACAAAAAUUCAAUGCAGGAACUGUUGUAGAGUGGAGGCUUCAGGGCGGUACAAUUUUCAACUAUGUGUUUUGGGCAUUCAAACCAUCUAUUGAUGGUUUUGGUCACUGGCGACCAGUCAUAUCCAUAGAUGGCAUGCAUGUAUAUGGGACAUACGAUAUCAAGCUACUGAUUGCAGUAGGAAUGGAUGCCAAUGGGUAG